AUGGAUCUUUCAAUCGACGACUGUGAUGCCAGAAUUUUUCGCUACUUCCAAGACUUUGUGAAGGUUGUGGAGGAUAAUGGUCUACAGCAACUGAUCGGCAAGACCGACCCGUCUUUUCCUGGCUACAGGGACAGAAUGAAGGCGCGGUGCAAGCUCCUGAUGGAGAAUUUGCAGCCAGCAGUUCUGCGAGAACAGAUUGAGCGUCUGGUUGAUUUGGAGCGACGUGACUGCCGUACAGGUGACGUCGCACGUUUUGACCUAAUCCUAGAGAACGCCAAGGCGCAGCACCGAGAAUGCCCCCGUUGCUGUCACUUCCCGUCCUGCCAAGAACCAAGUCAGCAAGUCGCAGAAGCAGCCAGCUACGACGACGGAUCGCCGCACGAAGUCAGGUGCUCCGGCAGGGACGCGUCCGACGAAGGCUGCCAAGCCUCCUGUAGAUGGAUGCCUGGUGUGCGGUGGUGCCCACUGGCUGAAGGAGUGCCCUACGGCUACGGAAGAGCAGCGAAAGGAGGCUUUGGAUAA
Phytophthora nicotianae INRA-310 is the source of this 522-nucleotide messenger RNA. RefSeq lists its product as hypothetical. The coding region runs from base 1 to 522 and encodes 173 amino acids. The record is from RefSeq and is a predicted model, not a curated record. The transcript is spliced from 2 exons. Lineage: Eukaryota; Oomycota; Peronosporomycetes; Peronosporales; Peronosporaceae.